Molecule: messenger RNA, 483 nt
Organism: Arachis stenosperma
Lineage: Eukaryota; Viridiplantae; Streptophyta; Magnoliopsida; Fabales; Fabaceae
Exons: 1
Coding region: 1-483 (160 amino acids)
Source: RefSeq, a predicted model, not a curated record
AUGGGUAGCUUGGCCUAUAUCACUCUUGCAAGGAGAACAAUUGUUGAAGAAGUCUAUCAAUUGGAGACCGAUGGAACUCAAUUUGAACUUGGAGAAUCAGGAGUUUUUUUAGCACAUGUUCGAACCCAAUCUUCCAUAAUAGAACAUAUCAAGGCUGCACAGAGUGAUGAUCCGAAACUAAGAAAGCUUAUGAAAGAUGUUUGCAAUGGGAGGAACGCAAACUUUUCUCUUGAUCAAGAUGUUUUGCGUUGUGGUCAACGCUUAUGUGUGCCAGAUAGCCACGACUUGAAGAAAGCUAUUUUGGAGGAAGCUCACAAUUCUAAGUACACAGUUCAUCCAGACUCCAAUAAGAUGUAUCAAGAUUUGAAACAAUUAUUUUGGUGGGAAGGCAUGAAGAAAGACAUAGGAAUUUUUGUUUCUCAUUGCUUAACUUACCAACAAGUUAAAGCUAGGGGUGGCAAAGCGGGCCGGCCCGCCCCAUAA